CAUCCCCACAGAGGCUGACAGGCAGACAAACAGAAAGACAGGCCUGAGAUGACGGAAGUGCGACGUCGGGGCUCGGCUCCCCCACCGGGACACUACCUGUGCGGAUUGGCCAACUGGCACCCGGCCUGGCUGCAGAAGUACGCCACCACGAAGAUGUUCAUGGGUGUCUACGGACUGCUAGGCACCAUCCAAGCUAUGUCUUACAUGUAUUUUAUUGUUACACUGACCACGCUGGAGAAACGCUUCAAAAUACCGAGCCAGACUACAGGAAUCAUACUCAGUGGCAAUGAGAUCUCACAGAUAAUGUUGUCCCUCAUCUUAUCGUACAUUGGCGGACAGCGUAAUCGUCCGCGCUGGAUUGCCUGGGGCAUUGUCUUCUGCGGCCUGUCCUGCUACAUUCUCGUCCUGCCACAUUUCAUCUAUGGCGCUGGCCAGGAUGUCCUCCAGUUCACCAAGGAGUACCAGGAUAGCCUAAUUAAUAGCAACAUCGGAUUCUGGUAUUCCCCUCCCAGUGAGUGCCCAGUAAAUACCGCUCUCCCUAUAUAGACUAUAUUGUUUCUUCAACUCCACCAGAAUGUCACAUCAACGCAGAGCGAGCAACUGUGUGGCGUUGGAAAAAAGGAGGAGGGCUGCGAUGACCUCUUCACUUAUGUGCCCCUGGUCUUGAUCUUCCUCUCGCAGUUCGUCCUGGGCGUGGGCAAUACCCUGUACUACUCCCUUGGCCAGACCUAUCUGGAUGAUAACACCAAGAAGACAAACACCCCGCUGAUGCUCGCGGUAGCCAUGUCUCUGAGAAUGAUUGGUCCAGUCGUUGGCUUCUUCUUUGGUUAUAUCUCCCUAAACACCUUCAUUGACCCCACGAAGACCCCGCUGAUUGACAGCAAGGAUCCGCGCUGGUUGGGAGCUUGGUGGCUCGGCUGGGUCAUAUUGGGCACUUUGAUGUGUCUCUUCUCGGGUUUGAUCGGACUCUUUCCCAAGCAGCUGCCGAAGGUUAACGAUCCCAUCAAGCACAACUCCCACCUGCCUCUGGCCAUGCGCCACGAGGAGCUCAAGCGCGAGGAGAAUCUCUCGCUGAGCAGUCGCUUCUCCUCGAAUGCCGCCUUGGACAACAUUGGAGCCGGGGCCGGUGCGAAUGCGGAUCUGCCCAAGCUGAAAGACUUUCCCCGUGCCCUGAUGCGACUGUUGCGCAACAAGCUCCUGAUCUUCAACAUCACCUCGGCUGUCUUCUAUAUCCUCGGUGCCUCCGGCUUCAUGACUUUCCUCACCAAAUACAUGGAAGUGCAGUUCCACAAGAACUCACAGAGUGCCACCAUUGUGGUGGGUCCUGUGUCCAUUCUGGGCAUGGUCGUUGGCCUAAUUGGCUCUGGCCUUGUUCUGUCAAAGAAGAAGCCUGCAGUCAGCAAGGUGCUUAUGUGGAACGUGAUCGUGGGAUGUGUCUACAUCAUGGGACAGAUAUCCUAUGCCUUCCUCUACUGCCCAGACACCUUUUCCAUGACUCAUGUGGGCGGGCUCAACCUGACCAGUGCCUGCAACUCCAACUGCUCCUGCAGUGGUAUAAGCUACACCCCAGUCUGCCACGAGCCCACGGAUACCACAUACUUCGCCUGCCAUGCGGGCUGUCAGGGCUACAACGCCGAGUCGAAGCUCUACGAGAACUGCAGUUGUCUGGCAGAAGCUUGUGUAGUGCAGCCCAACGCCGCUCAGAGGCUGCUGAAACUACUGGAGCCUACCACUCAACCUCCACAACUGGACGAAACCACGGACUUCACGCUCAGUGGCAGUGUGCCGCUGCUCAAUGAUGAAAAUGACUUCGAAGAUCAGUUGCUGUCGCGAGUUCGUCGAUCCAGUCCAGAAGAGGUUAUUCGGGGCCGGGGGAUCUGCAUGCAAGGCUGCAACUGGAGCUUCUGGGUGUUCUCCAUAACCUCGAUGAUCGUCAAUUGGUUUGGGUCCUCUGGCCGUGUGGGAAAUGUGCUGGUCAACUACCGGGCGGUGGAGUCUGGGGACAAGUCCUUUGCCCAGGGAUUGGCACUGAUGAUGAUCAGUAUGUUUGCCUUGAUUCCGGGUCCGAUUAUAUUCGGGCGCCUCAUCGAUUCCACGUGUCUGGUGUGGACGAAGACCUGCAACGGCAAUGGCAAUUGCCAGCUGUACGAUCAGACGCGGUUCCUGUACUCCAUCAACUUUUUAUCCUGCUUACUCACCUUCAUUGGAAUGUUAUUUGAUUACCUGGUCUGGUACUACGGCCGGGACCUGGAUAUCUAUGGUGACAAGGAGGCUAAGCAGGUGGAGCGGGCCAACAGGAAGGACCAGCCCAUUACUCCCCUCCUGGCCAAGAAAUCCGAGAGGAUCCAAGAGGAAUACUAAAGCUAGAGCCAAUGCGUGAUACUCAAUUCUGAGGAAUAGGGUCCUAUAGGACAGGCGAGACCGAGAUCCUAACAUGAAACGAAAGGUAGAAGAAAUUUUUAGAGUAAGUAUCGGUAGAGCGAGAUCCGGCAAUGCCAUAAUUCCACCGCCAUAUGUACAAACCUCUCGCUGUCGUCUAGGAUAUUAUCCAUUUUGUUUAUUU
Messenger RNA from Drosophila persimilis, 2563 nucleotides. Its product is annotated as solute carrier organic anion transporter family member 2A1-like. Gene Ontology annotation, cellular component: membrane. Gene Ontology annotation, biological process: sodium-independent organic anion transport; transmembrane transport. The record is from RefSeq and is a predicted model, not a curated record. Lineage: Eukaryota; Metazoa; Arthropoda; Insecta; Diptera; Drosophilidae. Gene Ontology annotation, molecular function: protein binding.